AUGGGAAAUUACCCAAUCAGCGGGAACCACAGUACCGAUGGGUUCACAGCAAAUGCGCUGGUUAUCAUUGACGACCAUACAUAUCUUGAGCUCCUCUCGUUCACCCACCCAGCAGACUCUUACCCACCUUCGUCGCCGCGGCACCAGCACAAAUGGGCAGCCCGUGCUCCGGGUUGGAUCGACUAUGCUUUCCUGGGGAAUGGUAUUCUUGAUGAAGGCCCGCAACGAAUUUCGGAUGUGAUCAACGGCCGGUGGAGGCGGGAGACAAAGUUGUACAACGAAGAAGUUGGUGGCGGGCGCACAAGGGAAGAUGGGGUGAAGCUUGAGUGGGUUAUCAGCGCGCCGGCGGAAAACCACGGUCUUUUGCCCUUCUUUUGCGGGGAUGUGACGGAUCGGCAGUUGCGGGUUCCAACAAGGCCAGAUUCGAAUACCACGCACCCUUCUGGUGCCCGAGGAGUUGCACACAUUCGUAUUCUCGUCAAGAGUGACGAGUUUCAACUUGUUGCUGACCAGUUGAGCGCGGUUAUCGACGCGAAGCCGUUUGAACGGCUGGAAGGGACAGCCAAGUGGCAUCUGUCCACACUUAAUGGGCUGCGUUCGCCGACGUUGGUCGUCAGCAUACCAGAAAGUGGAGAGGAGGAGGACUUUUUGAGAGAGAAUACAGAGCCGAACAUUUACGAGGUUGCAUUCUGGGUCGGAGAGAAGGGGAAGUUGGGGAGCGUCUUGUCGCCGUUUGGCAGGAUUGUUUGGGUAAAGUAG
This is a messenger RNA of Mycena indigotica, 759 nucleotides long. RefSeq names its product Zn(2)-C6 fungal-type domain-containing protein. The record is from RefSeq and is a predicted model, not a curated record. Bases 1 to 759 code for a protein of 252 amino acids. The transcript is spliced from 3 exons. Lineage: Eukaryota; Fungi; Basidiomycota; Agaricomycetes; Agaricales; Mycenaceae.